Molecule: messenger RNA, 2640 nt
Organism: Drosophila gunungcola (fruit fly)
Lineage: Eukaryota; Metazoa; Arthropoda; Insecta; Diptera; Drosophilidae
Exons: 4
Coding region: 743-2074 (443 amino acids)
Biological process (GO): regulation of transcription by RNA polymerase II
Cellular component (GO): transcription regulator complex; nucleus
Molecular function (GO): DNA binding
Source: RefSeq, a predicted model, not a curated record
UGCUGCUGUGUGUUGCUGCUGCUGCUGCUAUUUUCGCUGUUGUUGCUGCUAUCAGUGAACCAACCAAAAGCUUUCAGCUUUCAAAGACAACAAAAACAAACAGCCAAAUUGCCUGUUAUUUUUAUGGCCGCCGCUGUCAUUGUUGCUGUUGUGACUAUAAUAAUAUGAAAAGUAAACAAAGUUGCUGUCGUCGUUCCGCCGUUGUCAUCAACGUUUAAACGUACGGCGGCAAUGUCGCCCGUUUUCUCUCGCUUUUGGCUUUCCAGCUCGCAAAACUGUACUGAAAAUAAUAGCAACUACAACAAUGUCGGCCGCAAUGUUUUAUUAAGUUUCACGAAAUAUACAUAUACAUAUACAUAUAUGAGCGAAAAGCUCUAUUCGUCCGUCGUUUGCUGAGACAGCAGCAACAGAACAGCACAGCACAGCAACAGCAACAAAACAGCACAGAACAGAAACCAACACAAACAAAUACAAAUAACACGACAAAACGAAAAGAAACCGAACACAAAACCCCAGAACAAAAAGCAAAAAAGCUGAAGAGAACUUCUCUUUGUUUGCCUUUGCCGCCUGCUCGUAAAUAAAUAGGAAUAUGGAUAGGAAAGUCUAAAAAUCAAAUAUUGGAGUGGGAGUGCCAAGCGAAACUUUAAGUUUCUAUUUCUUGGGCUGUAGUUGUGCAACCUGAUAAUCAUCUAAGUCUCCGAAUCGAUGGGCUGUGUGAGGUUCGACCUUCCCACCUACGAAUAUGACAACCUCAACGCGCAGCAGUAGCAAUACAACAACUAGCAACAAUAACCCCAACAGCGAGCGCGAGGAACGAACCGGAGCAGCAAACAGCACCACCUACAACCACCAUAGUCCCACUGGAUCUGGAUCGGGAUCUGGAGCCCCAGGAGCCGCCAUCGGAUCCACGAGUCGAGUGAUGCAGGCGGACGAGGACUUCAACAUCCGCUUUGUCAACCUGGUGCGCACCCACAAGUGUCUCUACGACAAGAAGGUGCCAGAGUACCGCAACAGGGAUAACCAAGAAAAAGCCUGGGUGCUUAUCUCCAAGGAGACACGUGAAAGUGUGAUCCACUGCAAGGAGCGAUGGCGAAACCUACGCGCCUGCCUGUCGCGCUACAUAAAGCAACAGUCCGGGUCGGAGCCACAGCACAAGCCCUACUACCUGACCGAGCACAUGGCCUUCCUGCUGCCCUUCCUCAAGUCCAGCCGCAACUCGCUGGAGGGCAACAACAGCCUGGCCACGCUGUACCAGAUGUCCCAGCAGCACCUCCACCACCAUCAGCCGCACCUGCUCCACCCGGCGAUCCAUGCCCACGAGGAGCACAUCUACUGCGCCACAUCCAACAUCAAUGGUAACAGUAACAACAACAACAUCAGUAGCAACGGGUUGAAUAUGGAGGAGGUGCUGGAGAUGAAGUACUCGAUCUCCGAGAAGGACGAUGAGGAGACCAUCGACGCCUUUGAUCCGGCGGUGACCAACACCCUCGGACUGAAGCGUCUUCCGGCCACGCCCACUCACAGAGAGUCGCCUGCCAGGAGCGAAACGGCCAGUGCGGACAGCAUGAAGAACUUCAUUCCGGAUGUGCAGCUGGCCGAGACCGGGUCACAGCUCCUCUAUAACGACAGUGGGCGUGGCACACCGCCGCCCCUGCACUAUCAUCCCCACUCUCAUCCGCAUCCGCAUACGCAUCCCUUGGCCUUGGCCAUGGAUCACCAUUCGGCGUCCUUUGAACCGGGCACCAAAAGGAUUAAGACGGAAUGCGAGGCCACCAGCACGAUGACAAGUGCUGGAGGAGGCUUCUACGGCGGACUGAGUUCCUCGGAACUGGCGGACAUGGAGUUCUUCCGCAGCAUCCUCCCAGAUCUGGCAGCUCUUACGCCCCAGCAGCGUCGCAAGUUCAAGAUCGGCAUCCUGGAGCUCAUCGACGACGUCGUCACACGCUAUCCCGCCCAGGAGCAUUGCAACGGAGGAGGAGCAGCGCAGGUGGUGAACGGCAGUGGAGGCAGCAGCAAUGGGGCAUCGGUGAACCAUCAGAGGCGCAGCUCUGGACGCGAUUGGCGGAAACAAUGAAGGCAUCGGAGGGGGAGGAGCGGACAGUCACUAAUCCUUAACUAGAAAUAGCAUAGGUUUAGUUAGAAGCCUAAGGUGGAACUGAAGCUGGAGCGGAUGCCACUACUAAUCGGUGUCUUAGCCAACUUCAGUCAGCUCACUGUUCAUGUGUUGUGUGCGCUCAAUCAGAUGAGUAUGUAAAUAUAUGGGCCUUAAAUGGUUUCACACUCACGAUUAUUGUUGGACUUCGAUUUGUACGAUUAUUUUCUUUAAAAAAUGUUACAGUUUUCAUUUUUAAUUGAAUUGCCGCGACAUUUUUCAAAGAUUUUUGAAGCAAUCGAACUCCUUUCAGUGGACGUGAAAUCAUGAAUGCCUAUUAAGCCAUUAAGCUCUAAAUGAAUUGUGCCAGAAAUUUCCUAAAACCUUAGUUGUAUUCAUAAAUCUGAGCAGAGAAAAUACCUCACAGAUUUAUGUUUUAUAAACAGUGUUUUUUUUGAGUUUCUUUUAGAGCAUAACAUUAGAAAAACUGUAUAUACGAUGCUGCUUAAGCUUAAACUAUAGAAUCGAUGUACAAAGCUGUUCCCGUU